Paramecium sonneborni is the source of this 2297-nucleotide messenger RNA. Lineage: Eukaryota; Ciliophora; Oligohymenophorea; Peniculida; Parameciidae. The record is from the annotation of a GenBank genome assembly.
AUGAAAUUGUUUGAUUUUUUAAAAAGAAAAGCAACUAAUCUUCAUCAUAUCACAUAUUCAAAUAAUGAUGAAUAUCAUGGUAUAAAUAAUAUGAUAAAAUUAGGGGAAAUGCAUGAGAACUAAAAACACGGAAAAGGAGUCUAUAAAUUUGCAAAUGGAAAUCGUUACGAAGGUGAUUGGUAUCAUAAUCAAAAACAUGGAACAGGAAAGUAUUAUUACAGCAGUGGUGAAUUAUAUAUUGGAUAAUGGAAAGAAAAUAAAAAAAAUGGUCAUGGUUAACAUUUUGGUCUAUAUGGAGAUAGAUAUGUUGGAUAAUGGUUAAACAAUUACAAAUAAGGUAGAGGAACAAUUUAUUUUGGAGAUAAUUCAGUUUAUUCAGGUAACUAUUAUAUAAAAUUGUAAGGUGAAUUUUAAGAAAAUAAAAAAAAUGGUCCAGGAUACUUAUACAACUCUUUUGCAAGAGAAUUAAAAUUUUAAUUAUUUGAGAAUGAUAAAUUAGUUGAGCAAUACUCAGUUGAGAAAGUUCCAAGUGAAUUUGAAAACGUGUUUUCUGCUUAUUUUGUGAAUGAUCAUCAUAAUAAACAUCUUCAAUCAUUACCCAAUAAAUCUGAUGAAAAUAACUUAAUUUAGCAAGAAAAUCAUGGAUUUGAAACACUUUAAGCUUUAAAUGAGACUGUGAUUGUGAAAGGAAAUAAGAAAAGUAUAAAAUUUAUAUAUUUUAAUUAAAUAGUGUAAGAUUGGAAUAUAGAUGAGGUUUGUACAUGGUUAGAUUAAUUAGGUUUAUCUCAAUAUCAAGAAACAUUCAAAUAAAAUCAUAUGAUUGGUUAAACCUUGCAUGAUUUAACAGAUAAAGAAUUAAAAGAGGAAUUAGGCAUUUUUAUACUUGGACAUAGAAAAUAAAUCUUGUAAUAAAUUAUGAUGCAUAAAAAAUAUUACAUUAAGACUAUGUCAAAUUAAGUUUAAAAGGCAGAAAGUGAAAAUUCGGCAGAUUAAUCUUCAAAAUAUGAUCAAUUAUUUUCUAUAAUCUAAAAAAUAGAACCAAUAGGUGAUAUAUAAGAAAAAGAAUGUUUAUUAAAAUAAAGAAAAUCAAAGCCUAAACGAACUUAAGAAUCAGAAGAAAAAUAUACUUCUCCUUAAUCAUAAAAAAACUAAUCUCCUAAAUAAGGUAAUUAAGGAUAAAGUCUAAAAGCAGAAGAUUAAAAUUCAGUAACUGAUUUUAAUAUUGAUAAUAUAAAUGGUUCAGAAUCUUCAGAUGAAAGUUCUUUAAGUUCUAUUGAAAAUUAUUAAUAAAUUCAUUUAUCUAAAGAGGAGGCUUUUUUUAAAUCUGUAAAAUAAGGCUCUAAUAAUGUUUAAGAAAAGAAUUUAUAAUAGAAACAUUAAGAAAAAUUAAUGAGUUUACUGAAAGACUUAGAAAUAAACGAAAAAUUAUUAAUUAAUUUUUAAGAAAUAAAGUAGUGUUAAAAAAUUGGAGAAGGAAAUUAUGGAAUAGUAUUUAAAGGGAAUUGGCUUGGUUAAGAUGUAGCCAUAAAAUCAUAUUGUUAAAAGGAAGAUUAAUCCAAAAAUAGAUAGACUAUGUCAGAUUUUUUAAAGGAGGUUCAAGUAAUUUCAAAUUUAAGACAUCCAAAUAUUGUACUUUAUAUGGGAGUUUGUAUAAAAAGACAUAACUUUCAUUUAAUAACAGAGUAUUUAAAAAUAUAAUAAUAUAUAGAUUUAUGGAAAAUGGUAGUUUACAUGAUCAUAUUCAUAAAAAGAAAACGAAAAAUCUAAAUUUUGUUCAUAUAAUAGAAGAUAUAGCAUUAGGUAUGAAUAAUCUACAUGGAAGAGGUAUUAUGCAUUGUGAUUUAAAAUCAUCUAAUGUGUUGAUUGAUUCAAGUUGGAAUGUUAAACUUUGUGAUUUUGGAUUAUCAAGAAUCAAAACUAAAAAAACAAAAAGUAUGAUUGGAACUUCUUAUUAAAUGGCUCCAGAAAUUAUGAGAGGAGAACCAUAUACUGAAAAAUCAGACAUUUUUUCUUUUGGAAUGAUUUUAUGGGAAAUCAUGACUGGUAAAAUUCCCUAUGAAAAUUUAUCAAUAACAUAAAUAAUUGAAACUGUUGGUUGGGGACACAAUCUUGUUUAAAUUCCUAAACAAAGCAAUCCUCCCAUUUUGGCUAUUCUUGCUGAAGAUUGUCUUUAAAGGGAACCAUCUAAAAGACCUAAUUUUGCAAGAAUUGUUGAAAGAAUUUAAGAAAGCAAAAAUAAAAAAUGCCAGAAUAAAACAAAAGCAUAAUAAUUAUUAAUUGACUUUUUAUAAAAUUGA